AUGGUUUCGGAGCUCACCUGCAUCUACUCAGCGCUCAUCCUUCAGGGUGAUGAGGUGAGGGUCGGGGAGCAGAAGGGCAAUGCCCUCAUUAAAGCAGCCGGUGUGAAUGUCGAGGCUUUCUGGCCAGGCUUGUUUGCCAAGGCUCUGGCCAGUGUCAACACUGGGAGCCCCAUCUGCAAUGGAGGGGCUGGCAGACCUGCCCCAGCAGCUGGUGCCGCACCAGCAGGAAGUCCUGUCCCUUCCACCACUGCUGCCCCCGCUGAGGUGGAGAAAGUGGAAGCAAAGAAGGAAGAAUCUGAGGAGUCCGAUGAGCACACAGGCUUUGGUCUUUUUGACCAAACCUCCCCUGCAACCCAUGCAAUAAAAAGCUGA
Messenger RNA from Phyllostomus hastatus (greater spear-nosed bat), 372 nucleotides. RefSeq names its product 60S acidic ribosomal protein P1-like. The record is from RefSeq and is a predicted model, not a curated record. Gene Ontology annotation, biological process: translational elongation; cytoplasmic translation. NCBI's taxonomy places the organism in Eukaryota, Metazoa, Chordata, Mammalia, Chiroptera, Phyllostomidae. The transcript has a single exon. Gene Ontology annotation, molecular function: structural constituent of ribosome; protein kinase activator activity; ribonucleoprotein complex binding. Bases 1 to 372 code for a protein of 123 amino acids. Gene Ontology annotation, cellular component: ribosome; cytosolic large ribosomal subunit.